AUGUUAGUUAUGCGGGUUGAACUUGACAGAUUCAGCCCUUUCAUCCGAAUAGACAGUGGUGUAUUUAUUCAGAAACGGAAGCCAGUUCCAACAAAAGGGCUUAUAAUUCAAGUCAAUGACCCAUACUAUAUCAAUUUGGGAAUUCUUCAAUUAGAAAGUUCAACUAGUACUGCUUCAGACAGGAAUGCUCUAUUGCACGGCGACACUCCUGGUAUGACUUAUAAUAUAGGCUCCAGUGAUUUGUCAUAUAAUACUAUCAGAAAAAUUGGGGUAGAAUAUGAGCAGAUUAGCAAUCAUUUAUCUAUCAAAGUAUCAAGAUGA
Molecule: messenger RNA, 321 nt
Organism: Mucor mucedo
Lineage: Eukaryota; Fungi; Mucoromycota; Mucoromycetes; Mucorales; Mucoraceae
Exons: 3
Coding region: 1-321 (106 amino acids)
Source: RefSeq, a predicted model, not a curated record